AUGAGGUUGACGACGGGGCUGUCCCAGAAGUGGACAGUGCUCUUUAGCUUUCUGAGCUUAUUCUCAUGCCUAAUCGGGCCCGCCUUGGCUGUCAAGGAACACGACUUCAAGAAAUGCGACCAGGCCGGCUUUUGCAAGCGAAACCGCGCCUACGCCGAUAACGCGGCUUCCCAGAGCUCGACAUGGGUAUCUCCCUAUCAAGCGAUCGUCGAAUCUCCUACUCUGAAGGACGGCCAGCUCCAAGCUGUCAUCCUUAAAACAAUCAAUGCCAAUGGCGAUACCGUCCGACUGCCUCUUACAAUCUCAUUCCUCCAAUCGGGCGUGGCUCGCGUCAGCAUUGAUGAGGAGCGACGGCAAAACAAGGACAUAGAGCUGAGACACAACAGUAUUGCCAGAAAAGAACGUUACAAUGAAGCCGAGAAAUGGAUCAUUGUUGGCGGCCUAGAGCCCGAUCAGCAAGCUGAAAUUGUCCAUCAGGAGGGCUCUCAAAUUAAUGUCAAGUACGGCCCCGAAGGCAAAUUUGAGGCCGUCAUCCGACUCUCGCCCUUUGAAAUCGACUUCCGAAGGGAUGGCGCCUCUCAUAUCAAGUUCAACGAACGUGGCUUGCUCAAUGUUGAGCAUUGGCGACCCAAGAUUGAAAGGCCAGAGGGAGAGGAAAACAGUACCGAAGAAGAUGAAAGCACUUGGUGGGAUGAAUCUUUCGGUGGAAACACGGAUUCAAAGCCUCGCGGCCCCGAAAGUAUAGCUUUGGACAUUUCAUUCCACGGAUACGAGCACGUUUACGGUAUCCCCGAGCACACUGGGCCUCUGUCUCUCAAGGAAACCCGAGGCGGCGACGGCAAUUUCCAAGAGCCAUACCGCAUGUACAAUGCCGACGUCUUUGAGUAUAUUCUUGAUAGCCCUAUGACUCUAUAUGGGUCAAUCCCUUUCAUGCAAGCUCACCGAAAGGAUUCUUCCGUCGGUGUCUUCUGGCUCAAUGCUGCCGAAACUUGGGUUGACAUCGUCAAAGCCAAAGGCAGCAGCAAUCCCCUGAGCCUAAACUCUGGCGCCCCAACCAGCACGCAGACCCACUGGAUUUCCGAAAGUGGUAUCCUUGACGUCUUUGUUCUAUUGGGCCCUACUCCCAAGGAUGUCACGAAGAAAUAUGGUGAGCUGGCCGGAUAUACCGCUAUGCCUCAGGAAUUUGCCAUCGGUUAUCAUCAGUGCCGAUGGAAUUACAUCUCUGAUGAUGAUGUUAAGGACGUUGACAAGCGAUUUGACAAAUUCAAGAUCCCAUACGAUGUCAUUUGGCUGGAUAUUGAGUAUACGGACGGCAUCAAAUAUUUUACCUGGGAUCCUCACUCCUUCACUGAUCCCAUUGGCAUGGGCAAGCAACUAGAUAGCCAUGGCAGGAAGCUCGUGGUCAUUAUCGAUCCACACAUCAAGAAGACCGAUGGCUACCCGAUCAAUGAGCAACUCCAGUCUCAGGAUCUUGCAGUCCACGAUAAGGAAGGCAAAAUCUAUGAUGGCCACUGCUGGCCAGGCCAGUCUAACUGGAUUGAUUGUUUCAACCCCAAGGCCCGUGAGUGGUGGAAGACUCUAUACAAAUACGACAAGUUCAAGGGAACGAUGGAAAACACUUUUAUCUGGAACGAUAUGAACGAGCCUUCAGUCUUUGACGGACCAGAGACCAGUAUGCCUCGAGACAACUUACAUCAUGACAACUGGGAACAUCGAGAUGUCCACAACCUGAACGGCAUGACCUUUCACCAUGCUACCUUUGAGGCUCUCCAAACUCGCAAGAAGGGCGAGCUUCGACGUCCCUUUGUGUUGACUCGAUCUUUCUAUGCUGGUUCCCAGCGUUUCGGUGCCAUGUGGACGGGCGACAACCUAGCAGACUGGGGCCAUCUCCAGGGUUCCAUUCCCAUGGUUCUGAACCAAGGUGUCUCUGGCUUCCCAUUUGCCGGAGCCGACGUCGCAGGCUUUUUUGGAGAUCCCGAGAAAGAUUUGCUCGCCCGCUGGUAUCAAGCAGGUGCAUUUUAUCCCUUCUUCCGCGGCCAUGCUCAUAUCGACGCUCGUCGCCGCGAGCCGUAUCUACUUGGUGAGCCAUAUACCGCCAUUGUUACUGCUGCACUGAGACUACGGUAUUCUCUCCUCCCCUCAUGGUACACCAUGUUCUUCUACGCAAAUCGGGAUGGAGACCCCAUUCUUCGGCCGAUGUUUUGGACACAUCCGUCUGAGGAGGGUGGUCUGACCAUCGAUGACCAAUUCUUCGUAGGAUCUACUGGUUUGCUUGUUAAGCCAAUCGUAGAGAAAGAUAAGUUCUCCACCGAUAUCUGGAUUCCCGAUGACGAGGUCUACUACGACUACACUACGUAUAAUGUAGCAAAGACGCAAAAGGGCAAACAUGUCACUUAUGAUGCUCCGCUCGAUCGGAUACCGAUGCUGAUGCGAGGUGGCCACAUAAUCACUCGUCGUGAUAUCCCUCGCCGUUCGAGCAGCGCCAUGCGUUUCGAUGACUACACUUUGGUCAUCUCCGUAUCCAAGAACGGUGAGGCUGAAGGAGAGCUGUACGUUGACGACGGCGAUUCUUACGAGUAUGAGGAUGGCCAAUACAUCUACCGCAAAUUCAGCCUGAACGGCGACGUUCUCACUUCAGUCGACCCGGAAGGACGAGAUGCGCGAAAGAUCAAGUCCGGCAAGUGGCUCAAGGCCAUGCGAGAUGUCCACGUUAGCAGGAUUAUCGUUGUUGGUGCUCCUGCUUCAUGGAACCGCCAGGAGGUUCAGGUUGAGUCUGAAGGACGCACUUGGUCUGCCACCGUGGAGUACCACGCUGCCGAGAAUGGCAGAGCUGCGUUUGCCACUGUCAACGGCGUCCGCGCACGUGUUGGAGAAGACUGGAGCAUCAAGUUGGCUUAA
Molecule: messenger RNA, 2898 nt
Organism: Trichoderma atroviride IMI 206040
Lineage: Eukaryota; Fungi; Ascomycota; Sordariomycetes; Hypocreales; Hypocreaceae
Biological process (GO): N-glycan processing; carbohydrate metabolic process
Cellular component (GO): glucosidase II complex
Molecular function (GO): carbohydrate binding; alpha-glucosidase activity
Source: RefSeq, a predicted model, not a curated record